AUAAUUUCUAAAGUAAUGGAUAGUGUGAAGAAUGGAGGAGGGGGAGGAGGGGGAGGAGGGGGGUUAUGGAGGGUGUUAUAUGUUAUAUUAUUGGGUCAAUUAGUUUCCUUUUCAAUGGCCCUUAUGAGCUUUAAUUCUUCUCUUUCUGCUAAUCUUGGUGUAAAUGCUCCCUUUACUCUUGCAUUUUUCGCUUAUUUGGCUUUAACUUUGGUCUUCGGAAGCAUCUUUCUGUAUCGUCGUCAAAAGCUACAUAUUUCAUGGUAUUGGUAUCUCCUCUUAGCAUUUAUAGAUGUCCAAGGCAACUUUCUUGUUAACAAAGCAUACCAGUUCUCAUCAAUUACAAGUGUGACAAUACUCGAUUGUUGGACAGUUGUUUGGGUUAUAAUUCUCACUUGGCUUUUUUUGGGCACAAAGUAUUCCAUUUGGCAGUUCUUUGGGGCAGCUCUUUGUGUUUCAGGGCUAUGUUUAGUGCUACUGUCAGAUUCCGGGGUUGGUGGUGGAGGUGGCUCCAAUCCUAUUCUUGGUGAUGUAAUUGUGAUUGCAGGGACAUGUUUUUUUGCAUUUAGCAAUGUUGGUGAGGAAUUUUGUGUUAAAAGAGCUGGCCGGGUUGAAGUUAUUACCAUGUUUGCCUUAUUUGGAUUGCUUGUGAGCAUGUUGGAGAUAGCUAUAUUUGAGAGGAAGAGUCUCGAAGUGGUCUCUUGGUCCCCGGAAGUUAUUUUAACUUUCGCUGGUUUUGGAUUAGCAGGGUUUAGUUUCUCUUCUUUGACCCCUGUUGUUCUACAGGCAAGUGGAGCCACACUAUUCAAUCUCUCGUUACUCACAGCUGAUAUGUGGGCAGUCGUCAUUCGUGUGUUUUUAUACCACCAAAAGGUGGACUGGUUAUACUAUGUGUCCUUUCUAUUUGUUGGCAUCGGCCUUGUCAUAUACUCCAAAACGGAGAAGCCUUCUAACGAGCUACCAAAACUCGAGAAUGGUGACCCUGACCAACCGUACCAGCUGAUACCAGGGGAAGCCAUCCGAGUGUAGAGUUAAUUCCUCGGUGCAUUAAAAAUAGACUUGUGAUAGGAUACUGUAGCUAGUUGCGACUUGCAACGAAACGAUAAUGGUUUCAUUUUACAUACGCCUCCAGUUUCACCUCCGUACAAGUAGCUGCAUUUUCCUUGUAAUAAGUUGUAUCUCCAGUUUCAUCCACUUUUCCAAUUGGGGUAGUAGGGCAAGAAGAAAAUACACCCCUUUUUAAAAGCAUCUCAAUUAAUUCCUUUUGGAUAUAAUUUUGUCAUUUUCUUCAACAAAGUAUAUAUCACGAAUUCACGAUA
This is a messenger RNA of Erigeron canadensis, 1316 nucleotides long. Its product is annotated as solute carrier family 35 member F1-like. Gene Ontology annotation, cellular component: membrane. The record is from RefSeq and is a predicted model, not a curated record. Gene Ontology annotation, biological process: transmembrane transport. Gene Ontology annotation, molecular function: transmembrane transporter activity. The transcript is spliced from 11 exons. The coding region runs from base 16 to 1026 and encodes 336 amino acids. NCBI's taxonomy places the organism in Eukaryota, Viridiplantae, Streptophyta, Magnoliopsida, Asterales, Asteraceae.